AUGUUUUCUGUCUAUUCGAUUUUGGGCAUUUUAUUGGCCACCAUAGUCGCGUCCUACACUCGCAUUCUAUACAAAUGCCUGAGACGCGUGCGUGUACCCAUAAGGAGUGGCAAAUCUGCAGCGGAAAACGGCAGCGUGCAAAUAUUUAAGCAGGCGCCCGGGCCCAGGCCCUGGCCCAUCAUUGGCAACCUGCAUGUGCUGGAUAAGUACAGGGACAAUCCGUUCGAGGGGUUCACCCAGUUGGCCCAGCAAUAUGGCGAUAUUUACACGCUGACCUUCGGACAUACCCGCUGCCUGGUGGUCAGCAAUCUGGAACUGAUCCGCGAGGUGCUGAAUCAGAAUGGAAAGGUGGUCAGCGGACGGCCGGACUUUUUGCGCUAUCACAAGCUGUUUGGAGGCGAGCGGAGCAACUCGCUGGCCCUGUGCGAUUGGUCGCAGCUGCAGCAGAAGCGACGCAACAUGGCCAGGCGCCACUGCUCGCCACGCGAGUCCUCUUCGUUCUACAUGCAAAUGUCGCAGAUCGGCUGCGAGGAAAUGGAGCACUUUAUCCGUGAGAUAGACGCGCGGAUGGUGCCCGGGCAGCCCUUCGAUGUGAAGACGUUUCUGCUGCGCGCCUGUGCCAAUAUGUUCAGCCAGUACAUGUGCUCGCAGCGGUUCGACUACGACGACGAGGAGUUCCACAAGAUUGUGCAGUACUUUGAUGAGAUCUUCUGGGAGAUCAAUCAGGGACAUCCGCUGGACUUUCUGCCCUGGCUGUAUCCGUUCUAUCAGCGCCACUUGAACAAGAUCGUCCACUGGUCCUCCACCAUUAGGAAAUUCAUCAUGGAUCGGAUCAUCAGCCAUCGGGAGCUGCACAUCGAUGUGGAUGAGCCGGACAGCGACUUCACCGACGCAUUGCUCAAGAGUCUGAUCGAGGACAAGGAUGUCUCACGCAACACGAUCAUCUUUAUGCUGGAGGACUUCAUCGGUGGCCACUCGGCGGUGGGUAAUCUGGUGAUGCUGGCCCUGGCCUACAUAGCCAGGCAUCCGCAGGUGGGCACGCGCAUACAGGCUGAAGUGGAUGCCAUAUCCGGCCAGGGGCAGCGGCAAAUCAAUCUGCUGGAUAUGAGCCGAAUGCCCUACACCAUGGCCACGAUCUUUGAGGUGCUGCGCUACUCCUCGUCACCGAUUGUGCCGCAUGUGGCCACCGAGGAUACGGUGAUCGCUGGCCAUGGCGUCACCGCUGGCACCAUUGUCUUCAUCAACAACUAUGCGCUGAACAAGAGUCCAGAGAACUGGGUGCAGCCGCAUCAGUUUGAGCCGCAAAGGUUCCUGGAGGAACCAACCGAACGCAGAGACUCCAGAGAUUCCGAUUCGGGCAUUGAGGGUGAUCGCAAGGAGCUGCAACUCCGCAAGAAUAUUCCACACUUUCUGCCCUUUAGCAUUGGCAAGAGGACAUGCAUUGGCCAGAAUCUGGUGCGAGGAUUCGGCUUCCUGCUGCUGGCCAACCUUCUGCAGUGCUACAAUGUGUCCAGCGGGGAUCCCACAACGAUUAGGAUUACGCCCGCCAGCCUGGCAUUGCCAGCCAAGUGCUUUCCCUUGCUGCUCACAAGAAGGGCAUAGGCAUAGCAUCGAUCUGGGCAGUGUGAAGUUCUGUUUUAUAUUUUUUGGCUAUAACUUUGCGAAAAUGGGAGCAGCGCACAACCUCAAAGGGGGGCCGCCGCCACCGCCGUAACUUAAGAGCUAAA
Messenger RNA from Drosophila obscura, 1727 nucleotides. It is a transcript of the gene spo, whose product is annotated as cytochrome P450 307a1. Bases 1 to 1602 code for a protein of 533 amino acids. NCBI's taxonomy places the organism in Eukaryota, Metazoa, Arthropoda, Insecta, Diptera, Drosophilidae. The transcript has a single exon. The record is from RefSeq and is a predicted model, not a curated record. Gene Ontology annotation, molecular function: monooxygenase activity; heme binding; iron ion binding.